AUGGGUGAGGAAGCUUUUACCGAGCCUUGUCCUGUUUGUCGGCAAAAGUGUAAUUGCAAAGCCUGCUUGCGUCUGGACGGGCCUAUAAGGGCUUUGAAGAAUUUAAAAUAUGAGGUUAACAAAGAAGAACAGGUUCAGUAUUCAAAAUUUAUCUUGCAAAAGCUGUUGCCUUUCUUGAGAAAACUCAGUGCAAAGCAACUAGAAUUUCCCUUGUUUAUUUGGGCAGGAUCACCGGUGUCAAAGAUAAAUCUGCAGAAGGGGAAGUGUCAUGAGAAUGAGCGAAUGUACUGCAACAAUUGCAAAACAUCCAUUGUUGAUUAUCACAGAAAUUGUUCCAGCUGUUCGUAUGAUCUCUGCCUUUUUGUCGGGAGCUUAGAGAUGGUCACCUUAAGGGAGUUGAAGAAGUCAUCAUUGAAUUCACUAACAAAGGGAAUGCUUAUUUGCAUGAAAAGCCGGACACCAGAGAAUUCUAUUGGUCCAGCGGGUGAAUGGAAAUCCAAUGCAGAUGGUAGCAUCUCUUGUCCAACAGAGAAUUUUGGUGGAUGUGGUAAGGGAAUUUUAGAGCUGAAGUGCCUGUUGUCAAAGUCAAAAUAUCCGGUCUCUGAGUUAUUGGCAAAGGCUGAAGAUAUUGCCAAAAGAUGUGAAUUGGAACAUAUGCCUGAAAUAUCUCAGGGGUCAUGCUUAUGUAUACAAUUAGUUGAUGAAACUGAUAUGCAGAAAAGUAAAUUGCGUAAAGCAUUAUCUCCUGACAAUUCAGAUGACAAUUAUUUGUACUGUCCAGCCGCUAAAGAUCUUCAGCAGGAGGAUCUGAAGCAUUUCCAGUGUCAUUGGCUGAAAGGUGAACCUGUGAUUGUCGGUAAUGUGCUUGAGACUGCGUCAGGGUUAAGCUGGGAGCCUAUGGUUAUGUGGCAAGCGUGUCGCCAGAUAAAGAACAUAAACCAUCCCCUUCAUCUGGAUGUCAGUGCCAUCAACUGCUUGGAUUGGUGUGAGAUGUAUAUGCUUGGUGCUUUCUUUCAUGAUGGAUAA
This is a messenger RNA of Lycium barbarum (goji berry), 1026 nucleotides long. RefSeq names its product lysine-specific demethylase JMJ25-like. The record is from RefSeq and is a predicted model, not a curated record. Gene Ontology annotation, molecular function: chromatin DNA binding; histone H3K9 demethylase activity; transcription coregulator activity. NCBI's taxonomy places the organism in Eukaryota, Viridiplantae, Streptophyta, Magnoliopsida, Solanales, Solanaceae. Gene Ontology annotation, biological process: regulation of transcription by RNA polymerase II. The coding region runs from base 1 to 1026 and encodes 341 amino acids. The transcript has 6 exons. Gene Ontology annotation, cellular component: chromatin; histone deacetylase complex.